Miniopterus natalensis is the source of this 1054-nucleotide messenger RNA. NCBI's taxonomy places the organism in Eukaryota, Metazoa, Chordata, Mammalia, Chiroptera, Miniopteridae. The record is from RefSeq and is a predicted model, not a curated record.
GCCAUGGAGAUCGAGGCUGCAGCCUCUGCGAACACUCAGAACACAGACCCGGCGCUGGAGCCAAAGCUGAAAGUGGUCGACUGGGACAAGGACCUGGUAGACUGGCAGAAGCCCCUACUGUGGCAGGUAGGCCACUUGGGAGAGAAGUAUGAUGAGUGGGUCCACCAGCCAGUGAGCAGGCCCAUCCGCCUCUUCUACUCAGACUUCAUCGAGGCCCUCACCAAGACUGUCUGGUACAGCGUCCCCAUCAUCUGGCUGCCCCUGAUGCUGUACCUCAGCUGGUCCUACUACCGAACCCUCGCCCAGGGCAACGUCCGACUCUUCGCUUCCUUUACCACAGAGUACUCCGUGGCCAUGCCGAAGUCCGUGUUCCCGGGCCUGUUCGUGCUGGGGAUGCUCCUCUGGAGCCUAACAGAGUACCUCCUCCACCGCUUCCUGUUCCACAUGAAGCCCCCCAGCAACAGCUAUUACCUCAUCACGCUGCACUUCAUCCUGCACGGCCAGCACCACAAGGCACCCUUCGAUGAGUCCCGCCUGGUCUUCCCCCCUGCGCCAGCUUCUCUGGUGAUUGCCUUCUUCUACACAAUCUUACAGCUCCUCCUGCCCGAGGCGGUGGGGGGCACGGUGUUUGCAGGGGGCCUUCUGGGCUAUGUCCUCUACGACAUGACCCAUUACUACUUGCACUUCGGCUCGCCUCACAAGGGCUCCUACCUGUACAACAUGAAGGCCCACCACGUCAAGCAUCACUUUGCACAUCAGAAGUCAGGAUUUGGCAUCAGCACUAAAUUUUGGGAUUACGUUUUCCACACUCUUAUGCCGGAAGAACCCCACCCGAAGAUCCAAUGACAACUCCCAGCUCCACUGUGGUCCCUGCCCCACCCCUACCCCAUCCAGACCCUGCAAAGAAGGUUUGCUUGGCCAAGCAGGAUGGGCUUUGUCCAGCUAUUGGGCUUGGUGAAGGGUGCUGGGGAGACCCUAAAGACUGAGACUGGCCCUGAGACUUCCCUCCUGACCCACCAGAGGAGGGCCACAUCCACUUGGUGGCCGAAUAGCU